UUUCGCCAAACAUAUUGUGUGCUCGAAUAUUUUUGAUUCGACAAUAAUUAUUUUAAUUGACAACAUAUUUUAAAUAAAAAAUGAAGCGAUUCAUUUGUUUUCUAGUGUUUGUUGCACUCUACGCUUGCUGUAAUGCGAAAUAUUUCAAGACGCAUUGCGAUUUAGUUCAUGAAUUGAGAAAACAAAAUUUUCCUGAAGACCAGAUGAGGGAUUGGGUAUGUCUGGUAGAUAGUGAAAGUGCUCGCCACACUGACGUCAUAGGUAAACCAAACAAGAACGGUUCCAGGGACUAUGGACUGUUCCAGAUUAACGACAAUUUCUGGUGCAGUAAUAGCACUAUACCUGGAAAAGGAUGCCGUGUUACCUGUGCAGAUUUGAUUACGGACGACAUUACAAAGGCGUCAAUUUGCGCGCAUAAAAUCUUCAGGCGCCAAGGAUUUCCUGCUUGGCAUGGCUGGACGAAACGCUGCCAAGGAGACUUGCCUGAUAUUAGUGACUGCUAGCUUUAAAAUAAAUGAGUCUUUAGUAAAUAGAAAAAUAAUAAUAUGUUGACAAUACUAUUUCGAAUUAGGACACAGCAUUGAUUGACUAAUUAAUUAAUAUUUGUUGUCUUGUUUAGUUACAUUUUGCAGGCACCUAAGUUUAGUUUAAGUAGUACAUAAAACUACCUCAAUGACUAUAAUAGGGAUGAUGACAGGAUAAGAAAAUUAAAAAUCGAAUUAGUCCGUCAGAUAAUGAAAAAAUAUUAAACA
This is a messenger RNA of Spodoptera litura, 752 nucleotides long. Its product is annotated as lysozyme-like. Lineage: Eukaryota; Metazoa; Arthropoda; Insecta; Lepidoptera; Noctuidae. Gene Ontology annotation, molecular function: lysozyme activity. The record is from RefSeq and is a predicted model, not a curated record.